Messenger RNA from Physcomitrium patens, 2230 nucleotides. Its product is annotated as flowering locus K homology domain. The record is from RefSeq and is a predicted model, not a curated record. Gene Ontology annotation, molecular function: RNA binding. NCBI's taxonomy places the organism in Eukaryota, Viridiplantae, Streptophyta, Bryopsida, Funariales, Funariaceae.
CACUUAUUGCUCUCAUGUACUGCUGUGGCAGGAGUUUUUGUGUGGGUUUUCGUAUGCGGUUGUGGUUUUAGCCGCUGGGUUAUGGUUUUGUGUUUUUGUGCGGCGGGUGUGAUAGCCAGUGAGAUGAGGUUUUGAAAGUGUGGGGUGAGGUUAGAGCUGGUUUAGCUAAAUAGUUGUGAAUUGUCAGUGGUGGCUAUGGUAGAGAUUUUCUAAUGAGAGAUGCAGUCAUGGCAGAAAUGGAGGCCACGGAGGUGAUUCAAGUGACGGAAGUGAUUCAAGUGACGGAAGUGAUUCAAUUGACGGAAGUUGCAGUGGCCCCCGUUUCUGCCAACGAUCAGCCUCCACAGGAAGAGAGUCAUUUGUCUGCCUCUUCUGUGGAAGAUCAAAACGUGCCGCUGCUGCCGGAGCAGGUACUACCUCCAUCCGAGUCUGAAGAGGGUCAGACUGCAGCUGCCUUGGAGAUCGCACCGUUGGAACAGGAACAAGGAGCGGAAGCUCAAUUGGAGGAGAAAGCCCUGCUAUCUCCACCUCCGAUUGACGUAAAGGCGGACACUGCGCUAGAUGAGAGCACGCCUGCCAGAGGAUCCACCCCUCCUGCAGGGGCGAAGAGAAUCCGCGAGGGUGGGGAGGAGAAGGAUGGCGAGAAGAAGUGGGCAGGCUGGCCAGGCGACAAUGUGUUUCGUCUUAUCGUGCCUGUUCAGAAGGUAGGGGGUAUCAUAGGUCGCAAGGGAGAGUUCGUGAAGAGAAUGUGUGAAGAGACGCGUUCCAGAAUCAAGAUCCUCGAGGGUGUGCCUGGCACCGCGGAGCGAAUUGUCAUGGUUUCAGCGAGGGAAGACCCUGAAGCUGCAAUUUCUCCAGCUAUGGAGGGGCUUCUACGUGUUCACCGGCGCGUCAUUGAAGGGGCCGAACCAGAGUCGGCGGAUGCGGAGAUUGCACCUGGGGGUGCUCCAGUGUCAUCUCGUCUUCUGGUGGCUGCUACUCAAGCUGGUAGUCUCAUCGGUCGCCAGGGUGCUACAAUCAAGUCUAUCCAAGAUUCCUCCGGCGCUACUGUUCGUGUUUUGCCUGCUGCAGAGGAGCUUCCACUGUGUGCGCUAGCAGAUGACCGAGUUGUGGAAGUUACGGGCGAGCCUCGCAAUGUUCAGCGUGCAACGGAGCUUGUUGUCGCACACCUUCGCAAAUUCUUGGUGGAUAGGAGUGUCCUUCCUUUGUUCGAGCUAAAUCGGGCAGUAGCAAAUCAGAGCAACCAGCAGAGCACAGCCUCUCAAUGGCAGCAGCCGAGUAGCACCCAACAACAGCAGCCACCCAAUUACAGUAGCAACGACUCCUCUUACUAUGGAGCCGCUGAACUUCCGCACCAUUCUCAACCACAACAGCAGUCACAUGACCUAGCCAAUCAUCAUCACGGUCUGUCUUUGUAUGGCCGGGAUCCCACGUUAGGAGGCACUAUUGUACCUCCAACUCCCGCUCCAGUGAUCACGCAGGUGACUCAACACAUGCAGAUUCCACUCUCGUAUGCAGACGCUAUCAUUGGUGGCGCAGGUGCUAACAUCAGCUACAUGCGUCGUACUAGUGGUGCUACAAUCACGAUCCAAGAAACUCGGAGCGUGCCUGGCGAGAUGACUGUUGAGAUUCAUGGUAGCGCAUCUCAAGUGCAAACUGCUCAGCAAUUAAUACAGAUGCAAUGUAAUUCUUGCCAGCCUAUACAGGAGGAUCAUUAUCAGAAUUUCAUGGCAGGCGCAUCUAGUGGACCCCCGCAGUACUCCAGCACUUACAGCAGCACAGUGGACACCAGUUACAGCUCAUACCCAAGCCAACCUGCUAUGUACUCAACAACCCCCGCAACAGUUCCGCCCACGGCAUCGUAUGCGUCGCAUUACAGUACAUCUUAUGGAUAUUAGUUUAUAUGUAUAUGGCCUGUCUGGAACAAUCGGAAGCUCUGUAGCAACAAUUGAUGACCUUCAAAAGGUCGAGGGUCCCUGUCCAACACAAGUUCGGUGGAUUUGGCAGUAUAAUACCAUCCUAUCCGCCAACUAGACUUCAAAUCUAUUCGUCCAAAUUUUGGCAUUGUUGUUUCGUGGUGCACCGUCCGUCAGGAUGUGGUUCCUCUCAACAUAAAACUACGUGUGUGUGCGGCGGCUUUUUUGUUUGUUUGUUUGCUUGGUUAAAUAAAUAGUUCGAUUUUUUUGUUUAUUUUUAUUCCUUUGAAGAAAUGGGGCCCGGUCACUCGAAA